Messenger RNA from Dromiciops gliroides (monito del monte), 3370 nucleotides. RefSeq names its product ring finger protein 14 (gene RNF14). The record is from RefSeq and is a predicted model, not a curated record. Gene Ontology annotation, molecular function: ubiquitin conjugating enzyme binding; zinc ion binding; ubiquitin protein ligase activity. Gene Ontology annotation, cellular component: cytoplasm; ubiquitin ligase complex. Gene Ontology annotation, biological process: positive regulation of proteasomal ubiquitin-dependent protein catabolic process; protein polyubiquitination; ubiquitin-dependent protein catabolic process. NCBI's taxonomy places the organism in Eukaryota, Metazoa, Chordata, Mammalia, Microbiotheria, Microbiotheriidae. The transcript is spliced from 8 exons. The coding region runs from base 244 to 1668 and encodes 474 amino acids.
GAGCGGAAGUCGCCGCCGACCUCCCCGCCGACCUCCCUCUGGGGGGGUGGGGGCCUAUCUGAGAGGUGACGGCGGCGGCGGAGACGUUUCAUACGGCCGUAGCUACCGCCGCAGCGGCCGCCCUUCACUCAUCCCGUGCCGAGACGCUGGUCGCGCGGGCGCACCGGCCGGGUGAAGGGGGGGAGGGGAGAGCGGGGCGGAACCUUUGGGGCCGAGCUCGGGGUGCCACCGGAAGAAAAUUAAAUGUCGUCAGAAGACCGAGAAGCCCAGGAGGAUGAAUUGCUGGCCUUGGCAAGUAUUUAUGAUGAAGAUGAAUUUAAAAAAGCAGAGUCUGUUCAAGGUGGAGAAACCAGAAUCUGUUUGGAUUUGCCCCAAAAUUUCAAAAUAUUUGUGAGCGGCAAUCCAACGGAAUGUCUACAGAAUGGUGGCUUUGAAUAUACAAUUUGCUUUCUGCCUCCACUUGUGCUGAAUUUUGAACUUCCACCAGAUUAUCCGUCAACCUCCCCUCCAGCAUUCACCCUCAGUGGCAAAUGGCUUUCACCAACUCAGCUAACUGCUCUGUGCAAGCACUUAGACAACCUGUGGGAAGAACAUCGUGGCUGUGUGGUCCUGUUUGCCUGGAUGCAGUUUCUCAAGGAAGAAACCCUAGCAUACCUGAACAUUGCCUCUCCCUACGAGCUCAAAAUGGGCCCCCAGGGGAAUGUGCAGAGCAGGACAUCUCUGGCUCCUCCUAACACAGAACUAGAUUUUGGGGGGGCAGCUGGCACUACAGUAGACCAGGAAGAAUUUGUGGAUGAGAGAGCUGUGCAGGAUGUGGAGUCUUUGUCCAGCCUGAUACGGGAAAUCUUAGACUUUGAUCAAGCUCAGCAGAAAAAGUGCUUUAACAGUAAGAUGUACCUGUGCAAUAUCUGCUUUUGUGAGAAGUUGGGCAGCGAGUGUAUGUACUUCCUGGAGUGCAGGCAUGUCUACUGCAAAGCCUGUUUGAAGGACUACUUUGAAAUCCAGAUCAGGGAUGGCCAGGUGCACUGUCUCAACUGUCCAGAACCAAAGUGCUCCUCUGUUGCUACUCCUGGCCAGGUCAAAGAACUGGUAGAAGAAGAGUUGUUUGCACGUUAUGACCGCCUUCUUCUACAGUCUACUUUGGACUUGAUGGCGGAUGUAGUAUAUUGUCCCAGGCCAUGCUGCCAGACUCCUGUCAUGCAGGAACCAGGAUGUACCAUGGGCAUCUGUUCCAGUUGCAAUUAUGCCUUCUGUACACUUUGUAAAAUGACUUAUCAUGGAGUUUCUCCAUGUAAAGUAACUGCAGAAAAGCUAAUUGACUUGAGAAAUGAGUAUCUUGAAGCAGAUGACACCAAUAAACGAUUUUUGGAACAGAGGUAUGGUAAAAGGGUGAUUCAGAAAGCACUAGAAGAAAUGGAAAGUAAAGAGUGGCUAGAAAAGAACUCCAAGAGCUGUCCUUGCUGUGGCACCCAUAUAGAGAAAUUAGAUGGGUGUAACAAGAUGACAUGUACUGGCUGUAUGCAAUAUUUCUGCUGGAUUUGCAUGGGUUGUCUGUCUAGAGCAAACCCUUAUAGACAUUUCAAUGAUCCAUCUUCCCCUUGCUUCAACCGGUUAUUUCAAGCUGUGGAUAUUGAUGGUGACAUUUGGGAAGAUGAGAUUGAAGAUUAGUUAAACUACUUUAUUGCUCAAAGCUAUAGAAGUGGAAUGGUUUGCCCUAUUCUUUUGUUGAGUACAGUGUGUAACCUUGCAGGAGGUUUAGAGAACCAUUCAUUCUUCCCAUGUAGGAAGUGUGGAAGAACAUGGUUUUAUUUUCAUUUUCUGCUGAUUAAGGCACAUGUAUAAUUUUCCAGUGUUGUGUAAUGUGAACAAUUAUAAGCCAAAGGUUUUAGAAAACAUUAGCAAAAACUAGAAAAAGUAUUCAAUAUCAUAAUGUGCCCCAGAUUCUGAAUUGUAAAUGUUUUCUUUAUUACCCAGGCUCAGAGGGAGAAGGGUCAAAAUGUAAGAUUUUAAAGACCUUUUUCAUAUCUCUAAGGCAUCUUGCUCUUCAGGGUAUGAUAACAAAAGCACAUUCCUUGGGGUCCUUUCCCACUGGCACCAUUCAGUACUGCUCUUUACACUCUAGGGGAUACUGCUAAGUCAUAGCCUAAGAUGUGCCCUUACCCUCCGAUUCCAGGUCAUAUGCCUGCCAUAUCAGUCCCAUAAGUAGGAAUCUAUUUCCUGCUAAGUUGGUAUUGUUGAAUAGUGAUAAAGUUGUAAAUUUUCAUUUGAUCAGAUCUUCCAUUGGCCUCUUGCAUUUCUGGCUUUUAGAAUUAAGAGAAUAUGGACAUGUUUCCAGUUUGUCAGAAAUCACUUACUUUUUUCUGAUACCACAAAUAUUUGUGGAUCAUCUGAUACCUGUUUUCUUAUUUAUUGAUCCCAUGGAUUUGGGCCAAAUGUAGAGUUCAGUGAAUUGUUAUAGAAUCAGAAGAAGAUGAGUGAAUCCCUUCACUUUAAAAUUAUGGUUUAUAUUCAACUCUAAUCCAUUAUUAUUUGUCAUAAAAUUAAACAUUGACUUCCCUCAGGCCACCUACUACCCUUCCAGCCCAUCUCUCACACAAACCUUUUAAGUUGGGUUGGUAAUUAAAGCAAACUGAUUUUAAUGUUAUCCUAAGCAAAACAUUAUGAAUGAAAUCAGUGAGGCAGAGAGUGAGGUUUCUUUUAGUUAAACCCAAGGGGAAGCGGGGGGAAGAAACCAGGUAUGGGAAAAAUUGAUAUAUUUCCAAGGUGAAUAAAAAUUAUUUUGAGUUAUCUGCUGCUUGUGACUGUUUAGAAUGCUAUUCCCAUUAGCAGUUAAUCAAGGUGAUAAUUCCAACCCUGACUUUGAAUUCUGCUUUUGAAAACCAUAAUUUCUGCAGUGAUUUAUAGUUUGAAAUACAGAGCCUUGCUAUUCAGUUUUUGCAAGCUUUUAGAAAUUAACUUUUCCCCCCUCCUGUGGCUUGGUAGGAGUGACUCGAUAGCAUAGUUACUAUAAAGCUUCAAGUAAUUUUUUUCUGGCCGAAGAAGGCCUACAGUAUCUUCAUUUUCUGUUUGUGAAGCCAGUCCUUUUCCAGCUGCAUGCAAGUUACUGAGAAUAAAAUUACUUUUUGUUUUAUUGUGAUUCUAGAGAUACAUCUUGGACCAUAUAGCUUUUGAUUGGCAAUGGAAUUUGUUAGCUUUUCUUCUUUAUGUGAUUGGUUUAUACACCCCAUGUUAAGAAAGGGUAAUUUAACCAUCCCUCAGCUAUCGUGAGCCAAGUUGUUGCCAAUUCAGUCCUAAAGCAGUUGUCCACACUAGAUAAAUGGGUAUUAUAACUGGAUACUCGGGAAGAGGUCAAAAUAAAAUCAUAGAAUGA